Mercenaria mercenaria is the source of this 870-nucleotide messenger RNA. RefSeq lists its product as uncharacterized. NCBI's taxonomy places the organism in Eukaryota, Metazoa, Mollusca, Bivalvia, Venerida, Veneridae. The transcript has a single exon. Bases 1 to 870 code for a protein of 289 amino acids. Gene Ontology annotation, biological process: DNA integration. Gene Ontology annotation, molecular function: nucleic acid binding. The record is from RefSeq and is a predicted model, not a curated record.
AUGUCUCUUCACAUGCGCAGCUACACGAGCCAUACAUUUAGAAGUUGUCACCGACCUAUCAGAAUAUAUACAUUUAUGCAAGCGUUUAGAAGGUUUGUCAGCAGAAAGUCCCUUCCUAAAGUCAUGAUAUCAGACAACGCUACGACAUACCAGUCUGCUGCUACCAGUCUCAGAAAACUGUUCCAGUCUGCAUCUAUUAGAACAUCACUGAGUGAAAUGGGUACAGAAUGGCGAUUUAUACCUAAGAGAGCUCCCUGGUACGGAGGAUUCUGGGAAAGACUCAUUGGCCUGACGAAGGUGACCCUUAAGAAGAUUAUUGGACGAGCGUACGUUACCCUGGAAACCCUUCAAACCAUCACUACAGAGGCAGAGUGCAUGAUUAACAAUCGACCGCUGACGCACGUUCCAUCCAGUCCAGAUGAUCCUAGACCACUGACCCCAGCACACCUGUUGUAUGGCCGCAAGACGACAUCAUUACCAUAUUCCAACGACAUUGAUGCCACUAACUGUGAUGUAACGUCAGAUCACACAUCACUUACCAAGCGAGCCCGGAUGCAGCAGACGCUAAUAGACCACUUUCGGCGCAGAUGGAUGUCCGAGUACCUGACGGCUCUUCGUGAACACCACCAGAAGACAGGAUGUAACGCCCAAACGAUAAAAGUGGGUUACGUUGUACUAAUCCAUGACGACUCUCCGAGAAUACGAUGGAAACUUGGACUGGUAGACGAGUUACUCAUUGGUAUGGACGGGUUAACACGAGCAGUCAAACUUAGAACUACUACAGGUGUGACGUCACGACCAAUCGUGAAGCUAUACCCACUAGAAGUAGGAAGUGUACCCACCACAGACGACAUCACUGACGAUGUGUGA